GCGCUUAUGCAUUCUGCCCGGACGGAUGAGAGGGGUGGCGAAACGGAAGCGCCUUAGGAUCCGGACAGGGAGAGCUUUGCUUGCCUCCUCGUUGCUUUGGGAGCAAUGUGGCGAAGGAGCGUUGUCGUCCCUGGGAGCUUCUGUGCUGGUCUUCGCCUGGGCGCCCAGGGGAGGCGCGUCGUGGCUCAGGACAGGUACCGCAGAAAGGCAUGCAAGUACUUGGGCACCAGCUCUGUCUUUUGUACCAAGGAAGAUGACGGAGUCCCUCCAGUCAACAUCACUGAUGCAGAAACCUCACAAAACCGGGAGAAGAAAAUGCAAGUAUCUACAAAGAAGAACUUGCUAAAUAUCAUUAGUAAAAUGAAAGUAGAAAUAAGUACAAAGAAGAAGUUUCAGGUAUUGAAAGCCCAGAAGAAUAAACAAGAAUCAGACAAGGAUCAAACAAGGGUCUUGUCAGGAAAUAUGGAGAGUGCAAGUAGGAUGUUCCAGAAAGCUACAGAAGACAAAGCUGAGAGCAAAAUGCUCAGUCCAGAGCUGGUCGCAGCAGCCUCUGCCGUUGCAUCGUCCCUCCCUUUUGACAGGAAAAGGACAGUUUCAGAGUUGGUUCAACUACUGAAAAAGCACAAGGAAGCGACUGAUGCACGUAAAAGUGGAGAAGCCACUGACAUAAGUAACAUCGUUGUAGACAUGAAGAUUAAGAGAGGGGCUCCAACAAAGAAUGCCUUUAGACCAUCCAGUCAAAUUCAGUUUGAUGAUGAUGGACGAGGUUAUAUGCUUGAAAGACCUGUUCCUCGUCAAUACGAUAGAAUGAAAAGACAAAAUCUGUUUUCAGGAAAAAGGCUUAAUAUUUUUACUCCUGCUUCUGAAACGGAACACGCACUUGAAACAGUGACACCACCAACAUUUUGGGACCUGGAGCUUGCUAAAGAAAUUGAAGCUGCCCGUCAGCAAGAACCUCAGAAUGGCUUUGAGGAGAUGAUACAGUGGACAAAAGAGGGGAAACUGUGGGAGUUUCCAAUUAACAAUGAAGCCGGACUUGAAGAUGAUGCAGAAUUUUAUGAGCAUAUAUUUCUGGAUAAAUACUUGGAAGACUUUCCUAAAGAAGAAUCGAUUCGCCAUUUUAUGGAACUUGUGACUUGUGGACUUUCCAAAAAUCCAUACUUAAGCGUUAAAGAAAAGGUGGAACAUAUUGAAUGGUUCCGGAAUUAUUUUAAGGAAAAGGAAGAGUUUCUUAAGGAAAUUGAAGCACAUCAGAAGGAAACCUUGAUUCAAAUGGAGAAUCAAUCAAAGUGAAAACUUUUCAAAAGAAGAAAAUGCAUUUAUAUACAACCUAAUCUGUAAAAGAGAUGACUUUAUCAAAAAAUAUUUUUAGAACUGUUGGUCACGUUUGUCAUUUUAGGAGAAGAUAGUGGUCUGCAGUUCAUCAGUACCAAAAACUUGCAAACAUGUUGUCAUUCUUUUUGCAGAUUGUCCAAAUCAAAGUUUCUGCUGUCCUCCUCUGCUUACCCCAUUUAACUCAGUUUUAAUAUUCUUAAGAUAAUAGUUCCUAUUCUUUUGAAGAUGAAAUGAACUCAAGGAAGAGAAGGGAUUUUGGUCCUAUGAAUCUCAUUCAUAGUCUGUCAGAGCUUGGCUGUUCAUCACAAUGGUUUCCUCAUGAAGAUGCAUUUUCCCCCUUACUUUUUGAUGCAAUUUACUUGGAAGUAGAUCAUAGGAAAGGUCCAGCUUGUGUUCAGAUUGUAAACGUGACUGAGGUUUGAUAAAAUGUCUUGCAAUAAGGUAAUAACGGCAUGUGGAUGUUCGAAGACACAAAGAACUCCCCUCCUCUUGGUUUCAGAAACUCUAGUAGCACUGCUUCUAUUUUGGAUUCAGCUUUUGGCUUAAAUAUCCUCAGCCAAAUUAACCAUCCUUGCCAAAGCCUGCUUCCAAUUGAAACUUGGUCUCCAGGAUCUGAUGAAAAUAAAAAAACAGAGCUAGCAAUCUCAUUCAGCUAUCUAUACAAACUAAAUAGUAAUAGGAUAGAAUUGAAUCCUGAAGGAAUGUCAUAGAAUCUCCUGCCCCUAUUUUUCAUUUUCUGGAAAUAUCCAGAUAACUUCUGAACUAACAGCACAGCUUCAUUUAUUUUGGCUACAUUUUGUUGUUGAUUGAUUAAUAAACAUUUCUGAGGUUUUGAAAGCU
Messenger RNA from Rhineura floridana, 2175 nucleotides. RefSeq names its product mitochondrial ribosomal protein S31 (gene MRPS31). The record is from RefSeq and is a predicted model, not a curated record. The coding region runs from base 106 to 1293 and encodes 395 amino acids. The transcript has 7 exons. Gene Ontology annotation, cellular component: mitochondrial small ribosomal subunit. Lineage: Eukaryota; Metazoa; Chordata; Lepidosauria; Squamata; Rhineuridae. Gene Ontology annotation, molecular function: structural constituent of ribosome.